AGCACCUUUGUUUCAAGAUCGCCGCCCCCAUCGUCUGCAGACGAUUGGGGCGGCGCGUCCCCUGCAGAUGGCAGGGGCGCCGCAGACCGCGUCGGCGUCCAUGGCGCGGUACGUGGCGGUGAAUGGCGCAGCAGGGGAGCUGUGCCAGAUCCAGGUGGAGGAGGGCUGGACGACAUGGAACUUGAAGGAGGCCAUCUCUCAAGCCCGUGGCUUGGAGCCGUUGGAGCAGCGCCUCAUCUGCGGCCUGCGCGAGCUCAAGGACACCGAAGCACUGGAACUCCUCGCGAGCGAACAUCCCGAGGUGACCCUGGUGCGACGGAGCGAGCAGCAAGUGAAGUGGCUGCGCAUCGCCGAGGAGGACUGGAGUGAGUUGCUGAAUGAGGCCGCUGAGGCUUGGGAGGACAAGUCGGUGGUCUUGGCAGCAGUGAGCUCUUGCGGUUGGGCCUUGCGCUAUGCAUCCGAGGAGCUGAAGAAUGACCAGGAUGUGGCAUUAGCUGCUGUGCAGCAGAACGGCUUAGCUUUGCAGUUCGCCUCGCCGGCGCUGCGCGCCCAGCGCGCCCUGGCGCUGGCCGCGGUGGCGCAGUGCGGCCGCGCCUUCGCCUUCGCAGCGGAGGAGCUGCGGAGGGAGCGGAGCUUCGUGCUGGCGGCGGCCGGGCGAAACGGCCAUGUGCUGAAGUACGUGGAGGAGGCCCUGCAAGACGAGGAGGUGGUCCAACAGGCCAUCGAGCAGUGCGGCAGCGCUUUGAGCGAUGUCUUAGGCGAUGCCUUUGAGGAGAGCUCCAGGCAGAAGAAGAUCAAACACGUGCUCCUGGACAAGGGCGUCUUGGGCUCCGACCUGAAGCCUUCGCGACAGAUGGAGUUGGAGCAGAUCCCCAACAUUUGCUUCUUCGGCCUGGACACCGACACCUCCUCCGCGCCCGGCGCGCGCGGGGUGCAGCGCGCGCUGGGCCCCGCCGGAGCGGGGCUGCUGGAGAUGGCGGCGCUGGGGUUGCCGGUGCCACGGGGGUUCUGCCUCACGGAUGGAGCGCAGUGGGGCGAGGCGAAAAUGGCCUUGAGGCAGUUGGAGGCCUUGCAUCAGCACACCAGCCGUGGACCGCUGCUCUUAUCGCUGCGGAACGGGCAGACCGAGAUCUCCAACUUGGGCUUGACCGACGAGAUUGCCUUGCAACUGGCGACGGAGAACGCCAACUGCGCGUGGGACUCCUACCGCCGCCUGGUGGUCUCCUAUGCCAAGACGGUGCACCGCCUAAGCGCGGAGCCCUUCGACGCGGAGCUUUCCAAGCUCAAGGACCAGCUCGCAACCAAGGAUCAUCUUGGUGGUCGCUUGGAAGAUUGGCAGCUGCCCACCCGCGAGCUGGAGAAGUUGGUGGAGACUUACAAGCUCAUCUUCGAAGACCAGACUGGAGAAGCCUUUCCUCAGGACCCGGAAGUCCAGUUCAAGAAGUCCCUGGCGGCGCUGGAGGGCACGGUGAUCGUCGAGAGCAUGGUCUUCGGCAACUACGACUUCGACUCCGGCGUCGGCGUGCUGCAGCUGCAGGAGCCCGGCCUCAACGGCGCCUGGCUGCCGAAGGCGCAGCGCGAGGACCUGCCGGAGCGACCGCGCCGGUCGCUGUCGAAGCAGCACUCCCAGGACUGGGCCAAGGCCAAUGCGAUCUCUGAGAGCGUGCGCGAGACCGAGUUCCUGUCCUUGGAAGAGAAGUUCUUGCCCGUUUGCGCCGGUCUGGCGCAUUGCAAGGACGUGUUGUUGAAGGCUCACCUUCAGGUGGAUGCCGUGCACUUUGCGGUCCAGCAAGGCCGUUUGUGGCUCCUCGGCCCGGCGCCCACGUCGCCGGCGAGCGCGUCCACGGCCAGUGGGGGCAGCGAGUGCAGCCUUUUGGAGGAGCCGGAGGAGCUGCCAGAGCCGAUUCCACCUGAGCCAGAGCUCGAGCUGCCGGAGCUUUUCGAGGAGUCUGAGCUUCCCGAGACUGCUCCUGAGCCGCUGCCGGCCGCUGCGACCGAGCUCCCUGAACUCGUGACCCGCCGCGACGGCUUCCGCAGCUUCGGCGUUCGCGGCGGCGGCGCGGUGCGCCUGCGCUUCUGGGGCCGCGGAAGGAAAGCGCCGGCGGCGGCGCCGGCGCCGGCGGCCACGGUGGAGGAGACGACGGUGGCACGGCUGGCGCUGCCGGUGUGGCAGACGAUGUUGGCCGGCGGGUUGGCAUGCGUGGCUCACCGGGCUGUUGCUGGGAGUGUGGAGGACUUGCUGAAGCGCGGAGGGGUGCGGCAGGCGCCCCAGGUUCUGGCCAAGAACCUGCUGAAGUUCUCUGGGGGAUUUCCUUUUGGGGCUUUGUGCUGCAGCUUGUAUGUGAACUUCUUGCAUCGCUCGGGAGAGGUGAACUGCUUGGAACGCCUCAGCUGCGCUUCCGCCGCGGUGACCUUGGCCAGCGUGGCGACGUAUCCGCUCCACACCGAGAAGAUGCCCUCGGUGUCCAAAGGCGCCCCUUUCUCUCCUUCCAGUGCCCUGGUGGCAGUGCGACAGCAUGGGUGGAAGGCCUUGAGGAGCGCCAACCCCGUGGCCGCCGCCGAGCUGUGCACGAUCGACUUGGCCCGGCAGAUCGGGCAGAGCUGCGGAGCGCCCAGCAGCUAUGGCCUCCUGUUCGCCUCCGGCUGCGCGGCAGGAUGCUUCACACAAUCCGUGGUGCACGCGCACAGCGCCCUCACACAGAGGUCGGACACCAACCGCCGCGAGCGGUUCCAGGCCUUUUGCAGGGCAGCAGGCCCCUCCUUCCUCAAGCACGCGCCCGCCGUGGGAGUGAACUCGUUGGUGCGUGUGGGGCUGGUGACGCAUUUCAUGAAUCAACAGUGAGAGAUGCCAGGAACGCAGCAGACGCCAAGAGACCCGUGCCGUACAGCAGACGAUUUCAGUUGGUUGGGUUCCUG
Molecule: messenger RNA, 2916 nt
Organism: Durusdinium trenchii
Lineage: Eukaryota; Dinophyceae; Suessiales; Symbiodiniaceae
Source: the annotation of a GenBank genome assembly